UACACACCAUUAUAGGUUUAUUCCAGAGUCUGCCAGAUGGCUUCUUGUUCGUGGAAGAACUACAGAUGCUAAAGAACUCAUUCAGAAGGCAGCGGCGAUCAACAAACGUACAGUUCCAGACUCAUUAGUGGAGAAGGUCCUAAAUGAAAAUCCUGUUGAAAGGGGAGGUAUAAAAAUCCUUUUUGCUUCCCGUGUGCUCAGGAAAUAUUUCUUAAGCAUUACUUUCGCAUGGUGAGUUGAUUCACAGAGAAACGUUUGUUUUCAAACUUUUUUCCCUGAACUUUUCAGGGUUCAGUUCGUAUCAAAACUUGAAUGCCCCUCAAUAUUGUUUAUAUUCAGGUGUGCGCUAAACCUAGCGUACUACAGCCUCUCUCUGAAUGUGGGGAAGUUUGGCCUUGAUAUUUUUCUCAAUCAACUCAUAUUCGGCCUCUCUGAGAUUCCUGUCCACUUCCUCUGCAUGUGGUCUUUGGAAACGGUUGGAAGGAAGGUGUCUCUGAUGGCUGCCCUCAUAGUAGGAGGGUCCCUCUGUCUCCUGACACUUGCGGUUCCACAAAGUAAUUCCAUCGCCGUCGCUGCUCUUGCCACUUGUGGAAGAUUUCUCAUGAAUGGCGCAGGCAGUAUUUGCAACGUUUAUAUUCAAGAACUCUUCCCCACCUCCAUUCGUCAGACAGCCAUGGGCCUGGGCGCCUCUGCAGCACGAGUAGCAAGUAUGUUGGCUCCUGUGGUGAACAUGCUGGAGGUCUACCAUUUCACUAUUCCCACUCUGGUGUUAGGCAGCCUGGCACUAGCAAGUGGGAUAACGGCCUUCCUGCUUCCUGAGACCAGACACACUGAGCUGCCUGGUUCAACAGAGGAGGCAGAGGGCAAGAGGCAACUAAAAAUGGCUUACUCUGCACCUGGAGAUUGUGAAGACAUCAUAGCAACCAAGUUAUAACCUUCUUUGUGGCUAGUGUUAUUAUUCUGUUUAACGGUUUACAUUGUAGUGAUAUGUAGAAA
This is a messenger RNA of Sinocyclocheilus grahami, 996 nucleotides long. RefSeq names its product solute carrier family 22 member 13-like. NCBI's taxonomy places the organism in Eukaryota, Metazoa, Chordata, Actinopteri, Cypriniformes, Cyprinidae. The record is from RefSeq and is a predicted model, not a curated record. Gene Ontology annotation, molecular function: transmembrane transporter activity. Gene Ontology annotation, cellular component: membrane. The coding region runs from base 458 to 934 and encodes 158 amino acids. Gene Ontology annotation, biological process: transmembrane transport. The transcript has 5 exons.